Guillardia theta CCMP2712 is the source of this 846-nucleotide messenger RNA. RefSeq lists its product as hypothetical. The record is from RefSeq and is a predicted model, not a curated record. NCBI's taxonomy places the organism in Eukaryota, Cryptophyceae, Pyrenomonadales, Geminigeraceae. The coding region runs from base 1 to 846 and encodes 281 amino acids. The transcript is spliced from 5 exons. Gene Ontology annotation, molecular function: protein binding.
AUGGCUUCGAUCCGCAAGCGCGAUGGUGGCAGCAUGUGGCAAGAGAGCUUGCUCGACCGCAAUGCUGAGGUGAAGACGCCGGCAGAAAGUUGCGAUGCAGUGGGCGUGGGGAUAUCGCUAUCGCGCCAGAGCUCUUGGUUGGAUUGUUAUCCUCAGAUCUCUCGAGUGUUUUCAGGAGGGUCAGCACAGAUGGAUGGAAGAAUCAGGCAAGGAGAUUGGCUGAUCAGAGUCGAUGGACGCGAUGUGAAAUACCUGCCGCUUAACCACAUCAAAGAAGCAAUCCUAGGGAGAAGUGGGACCAGCGUGCAACUGGAGCUGGAGAGCGAUGGAACCAAGUUUAUUGUUCAACUUACAAGGCGACAAAACAAUGAUCGGACAGAACACAAACUGAAUGUAUCUUACUUGGAAGCCACACAUAUGAACGACUUGUUUGAGGUGGAAAAGAAGCAACUCAAAUUUACUCAAGAUGAAUUACAAGGAUCUCUGAAGAACUUACUCGAGAAGAAUAUCCGAUUAGAAUCUGAAUGUAAGGAUGUCAAAGAACGUUUAGCAGCACUUCAAUUUGAAAACACGGCUCUGGACAAUCAAAAUGAAGAAUCACAGCAAGAACUCAUUGUUGCAAGACAGAAAUUGAUUCAUUCCAAUAUGCAACUGGAAGCUGUCAACAAUGCGUUGGCAACAGCAGAAUCAGAGAAAAAGAAGCUUGAAGAGGAAAUACAGACUGUGCAGACUCGUUGCAUGGAUUUGGAAAGACAAUUGGAAGGCUACCGGCAAGCCAAUGAAAGAAAUGAAAGUUUGGUAGGAUGCGCGCUUCUCCUGCUGGUUCUUACUGUUGCUCCAGUUUGA